This is a messenger RNA of Colletotrichum karsti, 1674 nucleotides long. RefSeq lists its product as uncharacterized. Gene Ontology annotation, molecular function: protein binding. The transcript has a single exon. Bases 1 to 1674 code for a protein of 557 amino acids. The record is from RefSeq and is a predicted model, not a curated record. Lineage: Eukaryota; Fungi; Ascomycota; Sordariomycetes; Glomerellales; Glomerellaceae.
AUGGACAUGCUCCUCAAAGACUUGUCCGGCUUCUUCACUUCCAACUCGGGCAUCAUGGCAUGCAUUGGAGCACUCAGCCUCAUUCUGGCAUGCUUGCGUAUCGGAACACGCCGCAGUCUGAAGACAUCUCGGAAGACAUCAGAAGAUCAAGUCCCAGCAACAUCAGCCGACGAUGAUGAGGAUCAAGAACCCGAGUCGUACGACCAAGUUACCCACCCGCCCUCGCAGCCCAGGAUGGUUCAGGUACAGGUCAACGAGAACACUCAGCUCCAUGAUCUCUCCCCGUCCUUCCUGGUCCUGACCGCCGAACCUCACCAGCCAUCCCUCAUGACACCUCCCUCCAGACCUGCCCAAAGACAAAACUCAUCCACCGAAACUGAAUUCGACACCCGUACCAGCUGGGAAGUCGCGUUCGACCGGAACCUCCGCCACAGCAACAUCCUCCGCCUCCCCGACGAAUUACUACUCAAGAUCCUGGGCGCGACAAACACCGCGGGCCUCUUCAUGCUGCGCCAGACCUCGUUCACCUUCUGGCGGCUGUACCACGACAAGACCUUCAGCAGGUACCACCGCUCGACGGACUAUUUCCGCCCGAAGAGGGCCGUCAAACGAUUCGAGAACAGCCCCGAGACGGUCAGACAGGCCAAAAAGAGCGCCUUGUGCGGUUCCUGUCUGAGAACGAGGGACUCGGCGGACUACGACCGACGAAUCAUAUUCAUGCAACGCCAGCUGCACUGCUCCCGCUGCAAGGCAAACCACCGAUACAUACACUUCUCGCAAGAUCAGCGAAGGGAGGUCGAUAAUCGGGCACGUGAAUGCGUCGGCGCGCAGGGCAGGCUUAGACUGUGCGCCCACAAGACGGUUAAUCCCGCGGCGCUGUUGCGCUGGGUACGGCAGAACGGCGGCACGUCGCUGAGCCCGCACGACAGAUUCGUCGUAGACAAGUGCCAGCGCUGCGCGGACAUCGCCUUCCACAGCGGUCUCGGGGGCCGUUCGCCGGAAGUCAGCCCGCCUGCGAUAUCCGUCUUGAGAUCGACGUGGCCCGAAUACCGCGGCAGCGCCGACGGGACUGGAAUUACGUAUCUCGUCGAGUGGACACUGCCGGUUCUCGAGAUCCCUCGGAACGAACGCGUGUCGGACCAAGACGUGCGAAGGGCUUUGGAGGGCUUGGGGGAGAUGUACGGGGACAUCCUCUGUCCGCACUUCACCUUCCGGAACGGCCAGCUCCUGCGGCCCUUCGACCCGCGACACUGCGUCUGUUUCGGCCACGACACGAGAGUCGGCGGCGGCGGAACAAACUACGAUUCCGAUUCCGAGUCGGGUAUACAUGCCUUCAGCUGUCGGAAGCGAAGGUGUCAAUUGCCGGGAGACCCGUCCAAGAGGACCUUCAUAUCUCAUCCGUACGGCAGCAGCAUGCGCCGCCAUGACGUCGAGUGCGGCUGCUGCAAGACGACGUAUUCGUGGAAGCGAAAGGGCGGACACGUCUUUCUGCAGCGGGUCUCCUACGCCGCCGUGGAUAGCCCGAGGAAGAAGUCGACUGCGAGUUUUCACAAGUUUCUUGAGCCGCGAUCGUACGGGGCGACGUCUGAUGAAGAGACGAAACAUCUCUUGUGGUGCGAUGAUGCUGUCUGCGAGAACGGCAGGAAUUGGGAGGUGUAUUCGAAACAAUUCUAG